AUGGAUGAAUCAGUGGAUCCUGUGGAGCUGCUGCUGCGAUUGCUGAUACGGCACAAACCGCAUCUCAAACCGUAUGCCUACAGGCAAGAUAGCUGGCAGCGAGUGCUCGAUGAGUACAACCGGCAGACUGGUUCAAGGUACAGACAAUCGAGGACGUUAAAGACCAAGUUUCGUCGACUGAAGGAGCUCUAUGGUGCAGAUCGGGCACAAUUUUCACUUUCUCAGCUCAAGCUGAUGGGGGCACUUUUAGAUGAGACACCAGAGCAUACAAAAUCAAAAACCAAACUGGACAAUGAAUCAUCUUCAUCUUCUUCUUCACCAUCUUUUACUAAAGGUCAUUCAGGGCCCGAUCCGUUUCAACAGUUAUCAUCAACCGAACAUCCAAAUACUAACGGUUCUGAUGAUGAGCAUGAACACUCGGGAUCACAACCACUACCCCUGGAUUCGAUAACCAUUGGGAUUCCGCCCACUCUUCACACAAUCCCUAUUAGCCUGUCUAAAAAUGGCGAUGACAUGAAAGCUGAUAACAGUCCCAAGACGAGUAAAAAUAUAAACAGGUUCAAUGAGACAGUGCUGCCUCCACAAAUGGUGGAUGGGCAGGCGUGGUCUGAUUCUAACAUGGAGCUGGAAAUAUGUCUAGACUAUCUCCAUAACGAACUUGAAAUGAUAAAGAAAAGACAACAGGAUUUCGAAUGCAAAGUGCUAAAUAAGCUCAACAUAAUUGAAGUUCUUCUUUCGCAGAUGCGGCCACCGAACCAAGGAGACAGUUUAUAA
This is a messenger RNA of Saccharomyces eubayanus, 774 nucleotides long. RefSeq names its product Dal82p (gene DAL82). The record is from RefSeq and is a predicted model, not a curated record. The transcript has a single exon. Lineage: Eukaryota; Fungi; Ascomycota; Saccharomycetes; Saccharomycetales; Saccharomycetaceae. Bases 1 to 774 code for a protein of 257 amino acids.